Molecule: messenger RNA, 1323 nt
Organism: Stylonychia lemnae
Lineage: Eukaryota; Ciliophora; Spirotrichea; Sporadotrichida; Oxytrichidae
Source: the annotation of a GenBank genome assembly
AUGGAACAAGCUUAGCACUCAUUUCCACAUAGAGUUGAUGAUAAUACUGCUGUGUGGGCUGAGUUUAAAGAUUUGACUGAGAGAUAUAGCUGUAUAUCUCUUGGAGAAGGUGCUCCAGCAGCAAAUCCCCCUUAAUUUUUGGUAGAUGAACUAAUGAAAGCUAUCCAGGAAGGUCACAAUCAGUAUUCAAGAACAUUUGGACAUCCAAUUCUGGUAUAGUCAGUUGCAGAAUACUACGGAAAGAAAUUAGGACAAGAAAUCAAUCCUUUAACCUAAGUAAUUGUCAGUGCAGGAGCAUAUAAUGUAAUUGUAAAUGCCUUACUUGCUUUAAUCAGACCUAAUGAGGGAGAGGAGGUAUUAGUAUUCGAGCCAGGAUGGCCUUGCUAUAUAGACCUCGUUUAGUUUGCUGGAGGGAUUUACAGACCCUUGUGCUUACAGCAAAAAGAUGGGAAAUGGCACUUUGAUGCUGAACAAUUUAAAAACUCUCUCAAUAAUAAUACAAAGCUGUUCAUUUUCAAUAAUGCUUAAAAUCCUACAGGAAAAAUCUUUACCAGAGAGGAGCUUGAUGAAAUGUCAAAGAUAUUAGAGAACUACCCUAACGUAAUAGUCUUGAGUGAUGACGUAUAUGAGUUUCUAACCUAUGACGGCACCUAAUUUACUGGGUUUGCUUCUAUAGGAGAUAAUUUUAAGAAGACUCUAUCGAUAUACUGCCCAGGAAAAAUGAUGUGUGCUACAGGAUGGCAGGUUGGUUGGGCUGUUGGACCUGAGAAAUUAAUCAAACCUGUAUCUUUAAUAUCAACUACAUAAAUUUACUGUGCAAAUACUCCUGUUCAGGUAGCUUACGGAAGAGCCCUCCCUUAGGUUGAUAAGCCUGGAUAUAAAGGAGAGUUGUCAUUCGUUGAGCACAUUAGGCAAGAAUUUUAAGAAGUAAGGGACUAUAUGUUUAAAGAACUAAGUGAAGGAUUUGAUCUUCCAGUUGAGCCUUUGAGAAGUGAAAGUGGAUACUUUAUCUUGCUAGAUAUAUCUAAAUGCAAAGAACUCAUCCCUGAAAGAUAUUUGAAGUCUCAUUAAUUUGAGGAAUUAAAAGAGGGUCAAGAUCCCCUAAAAGUAAAUGAAGUAUUCAUGUCUGAUGGAUCUGUACCCUUAGACUUGGCCUUCUGUAGAUGGAUCGCUGUUGAGAGAGGAGUGAUUAUGAUGCCUUGCUCUUUGUUUUAUCACAAGGAGUCGCCUUAUAGACUAGACUAACAUGUCAGAUUAGUUAUUUGUAAAGGUCUAGAUCAUAGUAUUAAAGCUAUUGAGAGACUAAAAUCUAAAAGACAAUGA